Messenger RNA from Linnemannia hyalina, 990 nucleotides. The record is from the annotation of a GenBank genome assembly. Lineage: Eukaryota; Fungi; Mortierellomycota; Mortierellomycetes; Mortierellales; Mortierellaceae.
AUGGCCAACGUACAACAGUACCGUCAGCAAAUCACAGAACUGAUCCGACAGGCAGACAUCACUACUGUAUCAGCACGCAGUAUCCGGAAAAAGGUCGAGGCCCUGGCGCGCACCGACCUGGGUCCCGUCAAGGAUCAGUUUGAUGAACUCGUCAUGGAGAUCUAUGAGCAGAUCACAGACGAGAACGAGCGACUAGUGCUGAGUGGCGGACCAGCGGCUCAGCAAUAUAAUGGCGUGGAGCAGCAGAACGGACAUAUCCAACCCGAUUACAUGCCAGCAGCGGUUAUGACCCCAGCACAAAGCGCCUUUAGCGGAUUCGCGCUCCCACCAACAUCCUAUGUUGCACCCAAGCCAGCACCACCUCCCGUCAAGAAAUCUGCACCGGCCAAACGACCUGUGACUCCUGAAAGCAGCCGGGAAUCAGACAACGACUCGGAUGCAUCUUACUCGUCUGUGGAAGGAUCAAGCAAGAAGAGGCCACCAAAGAAGGAAUCUUCUAAAAAGUCAUCGUCUUCGUCGUCGGCAGCGAAGAAGAAGAAGGAGGCAGACAAGAAGAAGAAGGAAGCAGACAAGAAGAAGAAGGAGACAUCCAAGAAGAGGUCUAGCUCGAGCAAGCACAAGGACAAUGAUGACGAUGAGCCAAAGAAGAAGCGGGCCAAGCCACUUAACGAGGACGGAACGGAGAAGCUCAAUGGAUUCACUCGUCCUUAUGCCAUCAGCGACACACUCUACCAGGUCAUUGGAACAUAUGGCGAAACAGGACCUUCAGGACGUAUCGAGAUGCCCCGACAUCAAGUAGUCAAGUUUUUGUGGGUGUACAUCAAGGAGCGCAACCUUCAGGACGAAAAGGACAAGCGCGAUAUUAUUUGUGACGACAAGCUAAGGGCCUUGUUUGGACUGGACAAGAUCAACUGCUUUGCAAUGAACAAGUACAUUGGUGCCCACUUGAUCAAGCCCGAAGACGUGGUCCAACCACACGCAGCUCAGUAA